Messenger RNA from Impatiens glandulifera, 1594 nucleotides. RefSeq names its product ruvB-like 2. Gene Ontology annotation, biological process: chromatin remodeling; regulation of transcription by RNA polymerase II; box C/D snoRNP assembly. The record is from RefSeq and is a predicted model, not a curated record. The transcript has 2 exons. Gene Ontology annotation, molecular function: DNA helicase activity; ATP hydrolysis activity; ATP binding. The coding region runs from base 96 to 1478 and encodes 460 amino acids. NCBI's taxonomy places the organism in Eukaryota, Viridiplantae, Streptophyta, Magnoliopsida, Ericales, Balsaminaceae. Gene Ontology annotation, cellular component: Ino80 complex; R2TP complex; NuA4 histone acetyltransferase complex.
UUGUUUAACCAAAACCCUAUAAAACCCCCUUCUCUCCCGAUCAUUCUUGCCGCCGCUCAAUCUCUGCAAUCAAUUAGCUUUUCUCUCUACUAACAAUGGCGGAACUCAAGCUCUCGGAGAGCAGAGACCUAACAAGAAUAGAGCGCAUAGGUGCGCACUCACACAUCCGUGGCCUCGGCCUCGACUCCAACCUAGAAGCCCGAGGAUCUAGUGAAGGAAUGGUAGGCCAGACCGCUGCUCGUAAAGCUGCUGGCCUUAUUGUGCAGAUGGUCAAGGAAGGGAAAAUCGCUGGCCGUGCUGUUCUCCUCGCAGGACAGCCUGGAACUGGGAAGACCGCAAUCGCCAUGGGCAUGGCCAAGUCUCUCGGACAAGAAACCCCUUUUGCGAUGCUAGCAGGAAGCGAAAUUUUCUCCCUUGAGAUGUCAAAGACCGAAGCCCUUAUGCAAGCUUUCAGGAGAGCCAUCGGUGUCAGAAUCAAGGAGGAGAACGAAGUCAUUGAGGGAGAAGUUGUGGAGAUCCAAAUUGACCGUCCUGCGGUUUCUGGAGCGGCAUCAAAGACGGGUAAGAUGACGCUCAAGACUACGGAGAUGGAGACUGUUUAUGACUUGGGUGUGAAAAUGAUUGAGUCACUUGGUAAAGAAAAGGUUCAGAGUGGGGAUGUUAUAGCUAUUGACAAGGCUUCGGGAAAGAUUACUAAGCUUGGUAGAUCAUUUUCGAGGUCUAGAGAUUUUGAUGCAAUGGGGCCACAAACUAAGUUCGUUCAGUGUCCAGAUGGCGAGUUGCAGAAGAGGAAAGAGAUUGUUCAUUGCGUUACUCUUCAUGAAAUUGAUGUUAUCAACAGCAGAACACAGGGAUUUCUAGCUCUCUUCACAGGCGACACAGGAGAAAUCCGAGCAGAGGUAAGAGAGCAAAUAGACACAAAAGUCGCAGAAUGGAGAGAAGAAGGAAAAGCUGAAAUAGUUCCUGGAGUUCUCUUCAUCGACGAAGUCCACAUGCUAGACAUGGAAUGCUUCUCAUUCCUAAACCGAGCCCUCGAAAACGACAUGGCUCCGAUAUUAGUCGUCGCGACCAACCGAGGAAACACAGCCAUCAGAGGCACAAACUACAAAUCCCCUCAUGGGAUCCCUGUCGAUUUCCUAGACAGACUCUUAAUCAUCUCCACUCAGCCUUACACAGAAGAAGACAUUAGUAAGAUUCUGGAAAUCAGAUGCCAAGAAGAAGAAAUCGACAUGUCUGAAGAUGCGAAGAGGCUGUUGACGAAGAUCGGAGUGGACACAUCUUUGAGGUACUCGAUUAAUUUAAUUACAACUUCUGCUUUGGCUUGUUUGAAACGGAAGGGGAGGGUAGUUGAGAUGGAGGAUGUGAGCCGAGUUUAUGAACUUUUUUGGGAUGUUAAGAGAUCGACGCAGUAUUUGAUGGAGUAUCAGAGUCAGUAUAUGUUUAAUGAAGUGGCAAUGGGAGAGGCUGAAGAAGAAUAAGAUGAAGGUGCAAAGGCUAUGUUUAAUGUUUAGUUCUAUUCUAUGUUUAUCUGUUUUUGAAAUUUCUGAAUACUGAUUCAGAUACGGCUGAAAGGUGUGAUUGGCUAUUGUUUAUC